AGGUGGGCGUGGCUUCUGGUGCUGGGUCGCGAGAGAGCCGCUGGCUCGGAAGCACCUAGGCAGCCAUGUCGUUCAUGCUACCGCAUCUCCACUCGGGCUGGGCCGUAGACCAGGCCAUCCUGAGUGAAGAAGAGCGUCUGGUGUGCAUCCGCUUCGGGCACGACUACGAUCCGGAGUGCAUGAAGAUGGACGAGGUGCUCUAUUCGGUAGCCGAGGAGAUCAAGAGCUUUUGCAUUAUCUACCUCGUAGAUGUGAAAGAGGUGCCAGAUUUCAACACCAUGUACGAGCUGUACGACCCAGUGACCGUGAUGUUCUUCUUCCGGAAUAAGCACAUGAUGAUCGACUUGGGGACGGGCAAUAACAAUAAGGUGAACUGGGCAAUGAACGACAAGCAGGAGUUCAUUGACAUCCUGGAGACCAUCUACCGCGGCGCGCGCAAGGGCCGAGGUCUGGUGAUCUCUCCGAAGGACUACUGUACCAAGUACCGCUACUGAUCGCGUGGCGGGGGAGUCGCCCGCGCCCUUUCCGCGGUCGGCGCGCAGGAUCAGCGCCUACUCCAUUGCAGCGGGCACGCGUCUGGAGUAUUCUCUGGCAGGCCUCCUGCAAGUCCUGGCGCCGCCCAAGCGCACGGGGGGCCCUUCCGAGGCGUCGGCGGACGCAGGGGCGAGGCCGCGGACUGCGGUGGCGGCGGCGCGCGCGCGCGCGCUGGGCGCGCGCUGAGCGCCUGGGCGCUCCGCGCGCGCGCGCCUGGCUUCUUGCGCCCGCCGGCGGAGAGAAGCCCGUGCGUGCCACCUCGGAACAUGUCCCCA
Messenger RNA from Prorocentrum cordatum, 809 nucleotides. Lineage: Eukaryota; Dinophyceae; Prorocentrales; Prorocentraceae. The record is from the annotation of a GenBank genome assembly.